AUGGAGUGCGGCGGCACGGCAGACGUCGCCGGUGCCUCGCAGUUGUCGCCGGUGCCUAGUAAGCUUAUGGAGGCCGUAAAAAACGUGGUCGGUGCCGCGACUUGGGUGUUUCCACAGCGUUUCUCCGACGCCUGUGCCUCUGGAAACGACACCGGGAACGGGCUGGAGACGGCAUGCGCUGUUCUUGACUUUGUGGCGGGCCACCUUGCCGAGUGGGACCGUCUUGCCAGCGAGUCUGCGCAGACGCAAGCGGCGAAUGCACUUUUUUCACAAACGCUCGUCGACCUGGAGGGGAAGUCUGAGACUUGGCGCGCCACAAUUCUUGCGUUGGUGAAGAAAUUGCAGGCGGCGCAGGCAGAGCAGCGGCGCAGCCUGCAGGAGAAGGAUUCUCGCAUAGCUGCAUUGGCUGCGUCGCUGGACGUCCUCGCCACCGAUGCCGCAAGUGCCGUAGAAGAGCGGGACCGUUUCAUGCACCGCUGUGAGGAUCUCGAGCGUUCCCUCUGCCUCCAUGCUGAGGAGCAGCUGGCCGAAUCUCGGGAGGCGGAGCGACUGCGGCGCGAUUUCGAACUACUGCGUGGCGAGCUGGACUCCGUUCGCACGCCCUCGUCAAAUGACGUCGUUGCCGCUUCCGGGGACGGGGCAGUCGAUGCAGGCGAGCAGCACAUGUGCCCGCAGAGGGACGUUGCAAACUUCCAUGCGACUAUUGCGUGUCUCACAAGUGAGCGAGAUGCACUGCAGAACGGGCUCGACGCCCUUACACACACGCUUGCCGCGGCGAAUGAACGCGUGGUGUCGUUAGAGGAGGAGAAGAGGGCGGCAGCAGAGCGGCUGAGGGCACUGCAGGAUGACGCCGAGAGGUUGUUGCAAGAAAUUGCACAUUUGAAACGUUCAGCGGCAGCUUCUGCGUCGCAUCCGGAAACUUCAGGAACCACCGCAGAAAACUCGGCAGGAGCUACGCGCGAUCACCAGCCUCCGGAGUCACACCGGCGUUGGUUUCUGCAGCCAGUUGAGUACUGUCGGUUUGACGGAACGGGGUUGCCAGCCCCUGUCGUGGAUUUUACCUCCAUUCUCGGCGCCCUGGAUGCCGACCAUCCUGCUUUCGCCGACGGCAGCGAGUGCGCACGCUCUCCAGGGCUAUUUUUUCACAUUGGGUGCGCCAUUGCCGAGAAGCUCGAGUUUUUUGGAGAUUCUCCCCCGAUUGCUCUGGGCGCGUGGAAGCGGUUUCUGCUGCAGCUACAAAGCGGCUUCAGAGACACCCUCUUCUACACAGCCGACCACGCCGCUGCAUGCGCCCAAUUUUUUUAUGCACUUUUGGUUCACUCCGGGAUGGUGCCUCACAUGAGCCGCGCAGAGUUGCUGGCAGCCGUCACCGCCGCACUCUGCAUGGACUACGGCCAUCCAGGCGUCUCAGGCUGCCUUCUCGCCGCGGCGCAGGACCCUGCCGCCGCUGGCAUUCACGGCUGCAUCCUACUGGAGCGCCGACGCCUACAGGACCUUGGCGACAUCCUUGCACACAAACCGUUUAACUUUCUUGACGACAGUGCAGCGACGCACUCGCUGCUGGAUGACGUGAGAGCCUUACUUAUUCCAGAUGAGCUCCAUGGGCACUGCAGCGGUCUGAUGCGUGCGUGCCUCGGGCCUAUGUUGGACGGUCCCUUGCAGAUAGAGAGCAGGCUUGUGCGCUGUCGCCUUGUUCAACUACUGCUGAGGUUGUCACAGUAUGCAUUCUGCAUGCGGGCAUUUGAUGUGAACGAGCGAUACGCCGAGAGGUGGUUUGGCAUGAUGCAGAGGCAGGCGAAGGUUGCCACCGAUCUUGGCAUUUACGGCUUUGACGUGCCUCACAGCACACCCACCGCCGCCGAGACGCAGCUGCAGCUGAUUGAGCUCACGGUCCUACCGCUGUGUCGCAUCGCGGCUGAGGUCUUCCCGCCUCUGCAUGCGUGCGAGAAGGCACUGCGGGCAAACCAUGCUGCAUGGACCUCUCGCGCUGCGCAGCUUCCCACCGGUAUUGUUGCUGAUGAGGCGUUUAAACCAUUGUUGCACCCCGGCAUCAUUCCCUCCCACGUUGACGGUGUUGCAGGCGAGAAUGCGGCUGCUUCCGUCACCGGUACACGCGCUUUAGAUGAGGUUCACGUAAGCGCCUCGCGACAUGUAGACAGUGGCUCCCUUCUCGUCAACACCGCCUGCUUCCUCGCCUUUCAGAAGGAGAUGCUCGCUGCAUACGAGGAAAGCAUGACUCUGCGUCACCUGCUGGAAGCACUUCUCGCCCCCAUUGAGGCUCUCCCUGCUCCCCAAGAUGUUGCCACCUGA
Trypanosoma rangeli is the source of this 2310-nucleotide messenger RNA. Its product is annotated as 3',5'-cyclic-nucleotide phosphodiesterase. The coding region runs from base 1 to 2310 and encodes 769 amino acids. The transcript has a single exon. The record is from RefSeq and is a predicted model, not a curated record. Gene Ontology annotation, molecular function: 3',5'-cyclic-nucleotide phosphodiesterase activity. NCBI's taxonomy places the organism in Eukaryota, Euglenozoa, Kinetoplastea, Trypanosomatida, Trypanosomatidae. Gene Ontology annotation, biological process: signal transduction.